CGGGAUCGGUAUUUUUAGUCGGGGACUACCAGACGAGUAUUUGCUUAUCUGCUAAAGAUGCUCAUAUGCUUUUAAUGGCCUGGUUCGUCCUGUAAUUUACUCAUAGAUUUACAUAGAUCUUUACACACACCGGGUCAAUCAUUAGGACAUUAUCAAACACCCUCAGGGGUCAGGGCUUCUUCCAAAUCCUGGUUUCUCGUUGGUAUAAGAUGUCAACUUUGGAAGAGAGAAGAAUUGGAGCUGUAGUAGGGGCGGUAGUGGCAGAUGCUGCAGCUCAGCCUAUUCACUGGAAUUAUAAGACAGCAGAUUUGGAUGACUUUUUGAAAGACAAAGAGGAAGUUGCUUUCUUGGAUCCCUCUAGGAACCCCUUUUAUUGUAUCCAGACGGGUAAACAUAGCUGUUAUGGAGACCAGUCCAGAACCAUUCUGAAGUCCCUGGUGGAAUUUGAGGGUGUCAAUGUUGGUCAACUAAAAGAAUCGAUAUCUGUUGCUUUUGGUCCAUACUCAGAGUAUGAAAAUGAAGUCAAUGCUACUUAUAAGGAUAAGUCAGAUGUGGUGAAGAAAGUGUAUCCUAUCAAAAGUUCUUGGAGGCAUAAUAGUAUUAAGUCCUUUCUGCAGAAAUACAAAGAUGGAGAUCAAAUAACAGGGAUUGAGGACAACCAAAUGGACUGUGUGGUGAAUGUGGUUUGUGUGGUGGCCCUCUACGCGGGGCGGCCCGAGAUGCUGGACAGGGUGGAGGAAGUGAUCACGGUAACCCAGAACUCUGACAUCAACCUGGCUGUGGCCUUCACGGCAGCGAGACUUCUGGAAUACUUUAUCCUCCAUGGUAAAACUCCUGGGGUGGAGGCAUUGAAUGCUGUACUGAAAGAGAUGGUUAAUCCCCAAAGAUCCCACCCCCAGGAUCUGGACAGAGCCAUGGUCGGCCAUAUGAAAAAGGUCAUUGAUGAAAUAGAGACUGACCAUAUAACAGCAGCUCGGAAAUUCAACAUCACCUGAGUCUUACCCGGGGCCUUUCAGUCCGCUGUGCAUGGUGUGAUUACACACGCCGAGUACGCGACUGGGGUCAGACACACGAUCCGAGCUGGGGGAUGUAACUGCUCCCGGGCAGGAUUCAUUGGAGCAUGUCUUGGAGCUCAGAAUGGCAUAAGUGGUAUACCAGAAGAAUGGAAAAAGAAAACUUUAUCAUAUGAAGAAGUUUUUGAGCUGGCAAAGAAAAUGGUGGGAAUUUGUGCAAAGUAAACUCGUGUGACUUGUAAUGCACAACAGACAAUCGAAAAAGACAUGACAAAACUUUUUAUUAAAACUAAUAUUGCAUGUAUGUACCUUCUGUUCCUGGCUCUUUAUAUCUUUUAGUAAUAUAACUCCAAUAAGUCUGUUUCUUCCUUUUAAGGUGGUAUGGGACACCUCCAUAUUGUGACAUACUUU
Molecule: messenger RNA, 1424 nt
Organism: Magallana angulata
Lineage: Eukaryota; Metazoa; Mollusca; Bivalvia; Ostreida; Ostreidae
Product: crystallin J1A-like
Exons: 9
Coding region: 210-995 (261 amino acids)
Source: RefSeq, a predicted model, not a curated record